ACACAUAUAAGCAGAACUCACACACCCAUAAAAACCUGAAGUAUCCAGUGUUUUCUCAGAAGUCUCAGACCGUGUCACUGCCAGCAUCAGACAGCCAGCGACUGGUGUUUGAGAGAGACGUCAUAUAUCAGCAGCCAGUAUUUGGAGCCAGGGAAACUGAUGAAGGAUGUGUACUUCUGGAUGGCCAAUCACGCUUCUGCUGUUUUGCCUGUUUGACUCAGAGUACACCACCCGCCUUCCCUCCCUCCAGCAGCAACUCUCCAGAGACAACAGAAUACAGCAGCUGCUCUCUGACGAUAUCACCCUCCACCCUGGUGGUCAGGUUUGGAGAUCCGGUCACAGCUAACUGCUCUGUAUCAGGAAAUGCUAUUAGUUUUCUGUCAUGGCAACUACCACUGGAACAACCUUUGGCCACUAUGAAAACAUUUCUGGUUUGGAGUGUGAACAGCACUACUGACUGGAACAUCGAGCCUAUGUGCUGUGCAAUGUCUGAAAUGGGACCGGGGUGCCACGUUAAUCUCUCUGUGAUAGUCUACAAGCCUCCGGACAAUGUGUCCAUCAGUAUUGCAAAUCAUACUGGGCCAUUGAUUGAGGGUCAUCAGUACACUCUGGAGUGUAUAGUUCUGGAUGUUGCUCCUGUUGGAAACGCCACUGUGACCUUCUACAGAGGACAGACAGAACUGCGCAGACUACAGUCCAACAACCCAGAGAAAAAACCAGUGACUGAGAUCUUCAGUCUGAACAUUAACCCCAGUAAAGACGAUGAUGGAGUCCAGUAUUGGUGUGAAGCUAAGCUAGACCUGGGAGCUGAAGGACCACAGCCUCCUCCAGUGGUGACGUCACAAAACAUCACUGCAGAGGUCCACUUUGUUCCACAGCUCCUUUGUCUUCCAAAAUUGCAGGUGCAAGAGGGGGAGAGCCUCAGCUGUGAGGUGAGAGGAAACCCUAAACCAUCAGUCACUUGGUUCAAAGAUGGGCAGGUAGUGUCCCUGCCCACUCACUCAAGCAGACAGCAUGCUGGGAAUUACACCGUCAUGACAGAAGGACUUAUUGGACAGAAAAACUUUACAUUGGAGGUGGAGGUCCUCACUGGCAGUGGAACUGCAAACUGCUUUAAUAGGCAUUUCCUGUUGGCUGCCCUGCUUAUUCAGAUAUUAACUUGCUGUAAAACCUGAAAAAUGAUUUGAGAUUCUUCUCUCGUUGCUGUUUGGAUGAACUGUUCCACCUCCUGUGAGGAAUGUUUGUCAGGGAAGACUUUUUGCUUUGUGUCUCUCUUCUUGUGUCUAAAUGGAUCAUUUAUGCAUUAUUGUCAUUUUGUACAUCCUCACUCAACAAAACAAUGCAAUCUCCACAGAAUUAUUAUUAUUAAGCCUUUAUUUAACCAGAUGACUCCCAUUGAGAUUACAAUAUCUCUUUUUUUGAGGAAAGAUGAAAAGGCAGAUAAAGUACAAGUACAUAAAGUUCCAUUUUCGAGAGCUUUUGCCCAGGUACAUUUUCUUAUAUACACUAUACUGUUAAAAUUGUGUCUCCAUAUAAUCUGCUCAAAAGGUAAAAAAUCACCAGACUGAAAGCUGCUCUAGAAAGAAUUUUACCUGCUGGUCGUGUACAAUCCAGUAAUCCGCAUUCCUCAUCCUUUUUUUUUUUUUUUAAGAAUAUCUAUGAACUGUUUGAACCUUUUGCCCAACAAUCGAGGUUAGUUUUCUUUUCUUUGUGAAUGUGUUCAACUUUCUGUAAUGUCUACAGAGUGUGCCGUCUACACUUUUAACAAUGCAAAGCACUACAAGUCUUGUUCCACUUAGGUUACGUGCUGUCUCCUGUACAUAAAAUGUCAAACUAUCAUGUGUCCAAAAGAAAUACUUUCUUGCUUAAGACUUUAAACUGCCUUGAAAUGUUUUGUACAUUUACAGAUAUGUUCAAUAUAAACCUCAAUCAUGUCAAAGUGGCAAAUAAUUUGAUUUGAUUUGAUUUGAAACCAGUAACUGGUAACAAAGGAUGUGACUGAAACCCCCAAAUAUGCUGGCCAGAGGACACAUCCUUGCAUUAGCAUGUAGCACUUUACUAACAGACUAAAAGGUUUUCAAUACUAAUUGAUGUGUGUGUAACCAACUCCUUAAACUUUUGUUUGACUUUGACUGCACAUCACUUUCAAUAAAUGUAUAAUACAUCAAUACUAAAA
Messenger RNA from Thunnus maccoyii (southern bluefin tuna), 2176 nucleotides. RefSeq names its product cell adhesion molecule 4-like. The record is from RefSeq and is a predicted model, not a curated record. Gene Ontology annotation, molecular function: integrin binding. The transcript has 7 exons. Gene Ontology annotation, biological process: cell adhesion. NCBI's taxonomy places the organism in Eukaryota, Metazoa, Chordata, Actinopteri, Scombriformes, Scombridae. Bases 417 to 1175 code for a protein of 252 amino acids.